CCGAGUCAGAGAAAGAGCAUCUAUGGCAACACCGGCGCGCGAGGCUGGAGCAGAGGAACAGGACGAGCAGAAAGAGCUGAGGUGGUCUUGUCUGAGGACGCUGCAGUGACCCAUGGAAGAAUAUCCAGUUAUUUCGCAAUGGCAUUUGCACCUCCAAAAAGCAUAGAUGGCCCCAAAAUGCAGACGAAGAUGAGUACCUGGACACCCCUCAACCAUCAGCUUUUGAAUGACCAGGUAUUUGAAGAAAGAAGAGCUCUGCUUGGAAAAUGGUUCGACAAGUGGACGGACGCGCAGCGGCGGCGGGUGCUCGCGGGGCUGCUGGAGCGCUGCUCCGUGUCCCAGCAGAAGUUCUGCUGCCGCGCGCUGCAGGCGCGCCUCCCCGCAGAAGCGCUGGACUUCACCACCAGGCUCCCCAGGGUGCUGUCUCUGUACAUCUUUUCCUUCCUGGACCCCCGAAGUCUUUGUCGGUGCGCACAGGUGAGCUGGCACUGGAAGAACUUGACCGAGCUGGACCAGCUGUGGAUGGUGAAGUGUCUGCGCUUUAGCUGGUACAUCAAUUUCUCUCCAACCCCCUUCGAGCAGGGCGUGUGGAAGAAGCACUAUAUUCAGAUGGUGAAGGAACUUCACGUCACCAAGCCGAAGACGCCUCCGAAAGAUGGGUUUGUGGUUGCUGAUGUUCAACCAGUGACAAGCAGUUCCCUGGAGGACAAGCAGUCUCCAUUGCCUUUCCGGUCCUUCUCCUCUUUAAGAAAGAAGAACCACCCAGGGGAGAAAGAACUUCCACCCUGGCGGUCCUCGGACAAGCACCCAACGGAUAUCAUUCGCUUCAAUUACCUGGACAACUGUGACCCCACGGAGCCAGCCUGGCAAGGAAGACGGAAAAGACAUGAAAUGACCUCAGAGAAGUCACAAGAUAAGAAAAAUAAGUUGCAGGACAAAUCUAAGCUACGAAAAGCACAGUCACUGACAUCCUUAAGUGCAGAGCCCCAGCCCCUUCUAAAAGUUCGGGCCCGUCUCUCCUGGCAUCCGGGUCAGCUGGCAGGGCGCCCUGCCUCAGCAGCAGCGGGGAGGAUUCUCCACCAGCAUCUGCAGAGACCCCCUGGGCUUCAGUCACUCUCCACCCAGGCCCCAGAGCCGAAGCUGGUGUAAGCCUGUGAGAGGACCUGCUGAGCCGGCGGACGCUCGGCUGCCCUGAGGUUCCUCUGCUGAGACUUUUGUCCCAGUCCCUGCUGUGCCCAAGAACUGCCGUGUUUUACGAGUGGUAUUCAUGCCAUAAAUGCGACCGUGUCCACAGUCUUAGGUAGGUUGCAGUGACCGACACUGCGGGUGGGUGGAGGGACACUCGCUAGCACCCCUGCGGCCCUGGGGGGGCCGCUCUCCGCUGGGUCUUGGCCUCAAGGGUGCGUCCUCACAGCCCUGCUGGCUUAGUGCAUCCGGGCUGCCGCACAGAAAUCCCGCAGCUGGGGUGUAUUUCUCACGGUUCCAUCUGGAAGGCCAAGAUAAAGGUGUGAACCAGCUGCACUGGGGCAGCGUCCACCAACUGGCCCCACUGGACCUCAGGGACCUCUUUGAAGCCAUGUCUCCAAAUACAACUGCAUGCCGAGGUCCCAGGGGUUAGGACUGCAGAGGAAUUUGGGGGACACACCCAGGCCAUGACACACACUCUGGGAGAGUUGGCAGAAUCUGGGUGAAGCACCCGGGAAGUGGCAACAGCGGAAGUCUUCCUCCUCCAUGGCCUGAAGAAGCAAAGGGAAAGAGCAUGUUGGUGCUGGACCCCGUGAGGGCUGUCGCCGGGGAGAGGGACCAGACGGGACGGUGCCCUCACGUGGGGGACAGUGCGGCCACUCUGGAACCCGAGGGAGGAAGAGGGACAAGACCUGCCCUUUCUCCCCACCCCUGGACACUCCGACAGCCCUUCCCUCUGGUCACAUUCAUCUGGAAGGAAGAAGCCUCAGGGGUCCGGGGGCGGGGCGGGGGGACAGCACAAUGAGGAGUCACCAGCGCCAUGGGGACUGGACACGCAGACAGCGUGAAUGGACUCGAAAGAGUGGAAAACAGAGAGUGUUACUUAGCUGCAGAAACAUUAGUCACACAUUCCACACUGAACCACCUCCUCCUGGAACCACCUCCAGGUCCCAGAAGUUACUAUUCCUGGAAGCUUAUUUAUUUAAGUAAAGCUGAGUGAUAGCAAAACAAACAUGCCCAUCGUGUCCUGUGGAAGGCCUUCUACUACGCGGUGUGAUCACAUUUCUGGGAGUGAUUUACAGCGGUGGCUGCUGGGAUGGCCCGGGGCGCAAUGGUUUUGUUGCCAUAGUGACAAACCUGGAAAAUACGUUUGCACCACACUGGCGAAAGCCAAAGCUGGCUCUGAGAGGAGAGAAAACACCUGAGAGAGCCCUAUGUUCCUCCCGUGGGCACGGUGGCUGUGGGGA
Molecule: messenger RNA, 2432 nt
Organism: Talpa occidentalis (Iberian mole)
Lineage: Eukaryota; Metazoa; Chordata; Mammalia; Eulipotyphla; Talpidae
Gene: FBXO16
Product: F-box protein 16
Exons: 9
Coding region: 139-1149 (336 amino acids)
Molecular function (GO): protein binding
Source: RefSeq, a predicted model, not a curated record